This is a messenger RNA of Zygotorulaspora mrakii, 912 nucleotides long. RefSeq names its product Cup9p (gene CUP9). The transcript has a single exon. The record is from RefSeq and is a predicted model, not a curated record. Gene Ontology annotation, molecular function: DNA binding. Gene Ontology annotation, biological process: regulation of DNA-templated transcription. Bases 1 to 912 code for a protein of 303 amino acids. Lineage: Eukaryota; Fungi; Ascomycota; Saccharomycetes; Saccharomycetales; Saccharomycetaceae.
AUGUCUUAUCAAUUGCACGGUAUGCCUGCUACGGUGAGGUUGCCCUCGAUCCAGAACCUACUGAACUCUAUCGACCCGCAGACGAGUGAAGCGGCGAAGUUGCAGGCGGAGGCCCACACGGUGAUACCCAGCGGCUCUGUGCCGGUCACAAGCCGAAGCAGGAGCUGGAGCAGGGGCAUUGGGCCCGGAAACGGCGUGUUAACAGCAGCGGGCAGUGUGGCGGUCCAAGAUGCGCAGUCUUUGCCCCUGAUGAAGUACGACACACACAGCAUACAGCUGCAGCGAGAGUCCUCGCAGCACCAGAAGUUCUCAUAUAUCUCUGCAAUGCCAGUAUCAAGGAAUGACUCUGAAGUUUCGAUAUCGUGUUCUACGAGGGACUGUUACGAGGUUUGCCAGAGUCAGCAUCAAAACCAAGACAAGACGCAGGGUCACACCCAAAGCGAGACGUGCCAGCAGGGCCCUUCCCAGGAACAUAAGAACCAGGUAGCGGGGCAGUUGGGAGCCAGCAACCAUGCGAACAGUCAUAACGGUAGAAGGUCGAAUUUACCGAAAGAGACCGUGCAAAUUCUAAAUACCUGGUUGUUGGACCAUCUGAGAAACCCGUAUCCGACUCCCCAGGAGAAAAGAGAGUUGUUGAUAAAAACUGGACUGACGAAGAUCCAACUAUCAAAUUGGUUCAUCAAUGUGAGAAGGAGGAAGAUCUUUUGCGAUUACUACGAGUUGGCAAACAGGAAUAGAGACUCGCCUGAUGAAAGUACUGAAAGGGUAACAGCUGAAGCGGUUAGAGUAGCGACAGCUUCAUCAAACGAGGAGGAAGAGCUAGCUGAAAGGUUCGCACACGCCCCUUUAACAAGACGCAAAAAGCUGAUUGAUCGGUUGGAGGAAUUGAAAAAGGUGUCGAGACCAAGGUAG